Molecule: messenger RNA, 1779 nt
Organism: Brachypodium distachyon (stiff brome)
Lineage: Eukaryota; Viridiplantae; Streptophyta; Magnoliopsida; Poales; Poaceae
Product: auxin-responsive protein SAUR36
Exons: 1
Coding region: 1150-1560 (136 amino acids)
Biological process (GO): response to auxin
Source: RefSeq, a predicted model, not a curated record
ACUGGGAGAUAAGCAAUCAUUUCUGAACGAUUUGACGACCCUGUGGCUGCAAUCGGGUGAGGUGAAGAGCCAGCGUCUAGGGGACACGACAUAUGAUGGUCCAGGAGCCUUUGCUUCUUUAGAGUGUGUACUUUGCACUUACAGCUGCAGCUGCAUGCUAGGUGUUUCUUGGCUGAUUUAUCAGUAUUUUAAUUGCUGCAAAUCUAGCAACUUUCUGGGCAGGUCCAUAUCUCUGUUCAUCCAUGGUCUGCAAGUUUUGAGGCAUCACAUGUCUCAGCUAUUUCUUGGCAUCUUCCUUGCAAUUUCCAAUGGGCCUACAGCCUUAUUUUUUUCUCUAAUUUGAGUUACGGUAUGCAUGUUUUAUUUGAAAUUUUUGUUUAUUUGGACCUCCAUAACAUGAACAUAACUAGACGCAUCAAAUUCUUUACCAAGAGCUCAUUCGGCGCCAACUGUCACUGACCUGAUUUCUGAACAUUUCAGGUUUGCUAACGAACUCAUGUAUAAUUCGACAGUUUUGUCAAUGAGCAGCCUUUCUCCAAAUGGUAGGCUCUCUUCUCCAUCUGUGGUUUACAUAAACAUCAUCCUUUUUUCUAUGUCUCUGCAGAUGGUAAUCAGGAGCUUCAAACAGCAACCCCCUGGCCAACUCCCAGAUUUAGUGCCACAUCAUAGUGGCAUGGCAUUAGGCAUCACUAUGGAGCAGAGGAACAGCGACUCCAUUUCGGCAGAGGCUCCAUGACUAGCUGAUAACAAAAAAUCGGGUCCAAUAGAAAUCUCAUCAAAAUCAUUUAUCACAUUGUCUGCAGAGAGGAACGGCGACUCCAUUUCGGCAGAGGCUCCAUAACUAGCUGAUAACAGAAAAUCUAGUCCAAUAGAAAUCUCAUCAAAAUCAUUCAUCAUAUUGUCUGCAGAGAACACUCAUGACCUGUCUCCUGCCCUGUCUACCCCACUGCUAUUGCUGAUAGGUACACACAACCAACACAAAUGCACUGCCGUGAGCCCUCUUUUCCUUCUGCUAUAAAUCCAUGGCCUGCUCGACCCAACCUUCAUCAUCUCCUGCAAGCAGCAGCAUCUACACCACAUCCUUCGGAGUUCAGACGUUCUGAGCGAAGUGAAAUUUAGCUAGCCAGGAACUCAUAGAAUAUAUCAAUCAUGAUCCAUCCAAGGAAGCUUGCUCAGUUGGCCAAGAAGUGGCAGAGGAAGGUGGUGCCCGGAGCUGGUGCUCAGCAGGCUGACGACGGGUGCUGCAGCACGGCGUUGGUCGCUGACAAGGGCCACUGCGUGGUGUACGCCGCUGAUGGGGCACGGUUUGAGGUGCCGCUGGCAUACCUUGGCACGACAGUCUUCAGCGAGCUCCUACGGAUGUCUGGGGAGGAAUUCGGCUUCGCAAGCGGCGCCAGUAGAAUCACGCUGCCGUGCGAUGCCACAUCGAUGGAGUACGUCAUGUGCCUGGUCAGGAGAGAGGCCUCCGAGGAGGUCGAGAGGGCGUUCUUGAGCUCAAUCUCUGGGCAUUGCGUGGCGCCAUCGAUGGGACUCCACCAUCAAUUUGCUCUCUGCACAUAGCUUAUAUACUGAAAAUAAAUUAGUACACCUUUUGUAGAGUUGCCAGAACUUUGUAUAACCUGAUGUGAGGUUCUAUUAAUUGUCACAGAGAUGUCUUUUCUAAGAGAGAAAUUUAAUCAUAGCCAUUCCGAAGUCCAAACACAUUCUUUGUUAUAAUUCUCAGUGUACUGAAGAAAGUCAAAAGGAAUUCGACAGGAUGAACAAAUGGCCAUUCUUAAA